Messenger RNA from Salvia hispanica, 1539 nucleotides. RefSeq names its product phosphatidylinositol:ceramide inositolphosphotransferase 2-like. The record is from RefSeq and is a predicted model, not a curated record. NCBI's taxonomy places the organism in Eukaryota, Viridiplantae, Streptophyta, Magnoliopsida, Lamiales, Lamiaceae. Gene Ontology annotation, molecular function: inositol phosphoceramide synthase activity; sphingomyelin synthase activity; ceramide cholinephosphotransferase activity. Gene Ontology annotation, cellular component: plasma membrane; Golgi membrane; endoplasmic reticulum membrane. Gene Ontology annotation, biological process: ceramide biosynthetic process.
AUUCAUUGUCAACGGAUUCACCGUGGUCUAAUCGCGUUUCAAUUCAAAGCAAGCGGCAACUUGUAUAAAUCUAGAGAGCGAUAAGAGUGAACUCAAAGCAGGUAGAGAGAGAGAGAGAGAACACCCCACCACGCCACAGUUUUCUUAGGGGAAAGAGAGAGAGGAAAAAGGAGCUUCCUUUUGGAUUCAAUUCCAAUUUCAAUUUCAAUUUCGUUUUAAUCGAUCAUUUCCGUUUGCCACUGUAACUACUGGAAUCGACAGUCGAUUUGGAAACUUGGGGUUUGGGUAAUUGUAGAUCUUGUUGCGGAGAAGUUUGAUUCUUGAGGAAAAGGGGUUCUUGCUAAGGAUGAAGGGUGCCCCUUCUCGGAACAGUUUGCUUGUGAUGUAAUAUGGCACUCUUGUCGGCUGACAGAAACAGAGACGAUGUCGUUUUACGUUCGUCGCGAGGCUUCAAAGUUAUGGAAGAGAUUUUGUGCGGAGAUUGCAACAGAGCUCAACCUUCUUGCAGAAAAUUGGAAGUAUAUUUUAGGCGGUAUCGUUUGCCAGUACAUCCACGGGCUAGCAGCGCGAGGGGUUCAUUAUUUUCAUCGGCCGGGACCAACACUUCAGGAUGUUGGCUUCUUCCUUCUUCCGGAACUUGGCCAAGAAAGAGCUUACAUUAGUGAAACACUGUUUUCCUUCAUUUUCCUGUCUUUUGUUUUGUGGACUUUCCAUCCUUUCAUAUUGAAGACCAAAAAGAUUUACACAGUCCUGAUAUGGUGCAGGGUCCUCGCAUUUUUAGUCGCAUGCCAGUUUCUUCGCAUCAUAACUUUCUACUCUACGCAGCUGCCCGGUCCAAAUUAUCAUUGCCGAGAGGGUUCGAAGCUCGCCACACUGCCUCCUCCAAACAAUGUUUUACAAGCUCUAUUAAUAGUUCCUAGUGGGGUUCUUUAUGGCUGUGGUGAUUUAAUAUUUUCGUCUCACAUGAUAUUCUCCCUAGUCUUUGUGCGGACAUACCACAAGUAUGGUACUCGAAGGUUUGUUAAGCAGUUAUCCUGGUUAACCGCUGUAAUUCAAAGCUUGUUGAUUGUGGCAUCUCGUAAGCACUACACAGUUGAUGUCAUCGUGGCAUGGUACACUGUAAAUUUGGUCGUGUUCUUUCUCGACAAGAAGUUGCCAGAACUACCCGACCGUUCGAGUGCAUCUGCAGCAUUGUUCCUCCCUCUGACCAAGGAUAACAAGACCAAAGAAGAGAAUCACAAAUUAUUAAAUGGGAAUUCCGGGGAUGCUGCUGACUGGAGGCCAAGAACUCAAAUCAACGGCAAGAUCAUGGAAGAAGGCAAUGUCGUGCAUGUUGAAGCAGUCAUCAGCGGCGUCUAAAAGGUGCCCCUCAAACUGGUAAAAACGCCACUUGUAAACUUAGAUCAUCGAGUUUGUGUAGUCCAGUUUAAAUCCUCAACAAGAUGAUGAUGAUGAUGAUGAUGAUGUAUCAUGAAUUCAAAAAAACUUUCAUUGUAAUUGCAAUCAAUCAAUCAAAUCUUGAUCAGCAGUUCUCUCCCA